UUUAUUUGUUUCACGAGUAUGGUAUAGAAAAUCCAAUCAUGAAUAACAAAAACCUCUCACAGAACUCAGACAAAAAGACCAACCUUAUUAUUAUAAGCCCAGGAGAGUUAGCGAAAUUAGGACUUUUCAAAGAUGUUCCGACUUUACCAUCCACAUCUAGCCAAAAAACCAUUAAAAAACGCAAAAAUAAUUCGAGUGCUAGUAGUUCAACUGCCUCACAGAAACAAUCUGAGAGUACUUCGAGUGACACUGUGAGGACUGAACAAAAUGGAAACAUUUUCAAGAAACCUGAGACUAGUCUCAAGCAGAGAAAAACUCCAGUUACAUCCAAACCUAUAGAAAAUCAAAAACUUCUGGGAAAAAAAGUUCUGAAGAAUAAUCUGGAAGAAAUUAAAAAAAUUAUGACUGAAUCCAUAAUAUCAAGAUUACCAAAGAGUACAACUCUUCCCGCCAAAACGGUGAAGAAGAAGGAAGUUAAGGUAAUCAGCGACAACCUAGUUAGUUUAAAUAGCAAAGAAUUGAUGAAUAUUGUUAGAAGUGCUACUGUAAAAAAGGAUUGUGUUCCAAAGGAGGAAGAAAGCUUUUCAAAGAUAAAACUGAAGAUAACAAAUGAGUCAUUUGGGAAUGAAAGUAAAUAUGUUGGUGAUUUGAACAAAGCUGUGGAUCCGAGAACAGAUUCCGUUCCCUCCACUGUUGUUACAUAUAUUGAUCAGCAAAUAGGCUAUUCCAAAAAUUUUCAGAUGGAAAGUUCUGAAAAUCAGGUAGGUAUUACUUUAGAUGAAGAGUUGGAGAAAUCAGAGAUUCAACAAAAAUUUAGUCAAGGGAAAAAUGAUAUUUCUAUUGCUAAUAAAUGUGACCAAAUAAAAGCAGUUCUCCCGCAGUCAGGUUCAACUUUUGAUAAGGGUGGUGAAACAAAUACUGCUGUUAUUACAGCAAAUAAUUUAGAACCCAACAAGUACAUAGAAUCUAAUUAUGUUGGACAAUUAUCACAAGAUAAAGAUGAAAAAGGUUUUACCAAAAACCUUGAUAAGGAUUCAGAAAAACACGUGACAGUUGGCCUGGCCGGAAUCGUUAAUUUACAAAAUGAAUUGGGUAGUUUCAAUGGAAAAGAGAAUAAUUUUUUGAAUACUUCACAUAAGAAUACAGAAAUUUCUAUGGAAAAUUCUGUAGACUUUCCCGUUUCUGAAGAAGAGCUGGACUCCGCUUCCGCAAUAUGCCAAGAAAAUGAUUGUGAAAAAUUUAAGAACCAUGAAUUAGAUGGUACUUCAUUUUCAAAUGAUUUGAUGAUAAAUGAUUCAGAACUCAACCAGGCUGUUGAGACGUUAAUGAAAAAUUCCUCUAAAGAUUCUCUCAAGUAUUUGGGAAGAGAUGGACAAGAAGAAUCUGUUUCAGAUCUAAUACAUACAUCAACAAUAACUGAAAAGAAAAGCAUUGAAUUGACUUCACAAGUUACUUGUGAAAAAGUAUUCCCUAAUAAGAGAAGACGAUUUUCCAAAAAGCCGGUACUGAUUGAAAGAAAGAAAAAUGAAUCUUUUAUUAAUAAUACUCCAAAAGUUCUUCCUUAUGUUUUAACAAAUCCUUCAGAACUAGAUGAGAGUACUGAUCAACUGGUGAUUGAGAAAAAGCAACAUUCCAACAAACCUGAGAAUAUACAAAUAAGAAAAAUAAGACAAGAUGAAGAUAUUCUGUCCAUUUCAGAGGUACACCCUGAUCGGUCUUCAGAAGAUUCUUUCAAAAAUUUGAAUAGUGACGGAAAAGAAGAUUUGGAGAAAGAACCAGCCGAAACAUCAAAAGAGAGUAUAUCUUUGGAAAUCAGGGUAGAUGAUAAAGAAUACACAAAUACAACUUUAAAUGAAAAAAUUGACCUUAUACAGAGUCAGAAUAAGAAUGUAUACAACAGAAGACGAUAUUCCAAGAAACCCAUAUUGAUAACGAAAAAAAAAAAUAUUCCAGAAAUGGUUCCUUCUGAAAUUACAACACUUGCUUCUACUGUCGAAAGAAGUAUUGAAAUCGGUAUCAAAAACCCUGUAAAAGAUUCAGUUUUCAAGGAACAGCAGAUUUUUCCCCACAUUUCAGUAUUACACAAAGAUAAAGGCUUUGAAUAUUCAAACAAGAAUAUAAGUAAUGAGGAAAAAAGUUCGGAGGAAAAUUCCUCAGAAGAUGUAGGAGAAAUGCCAAAUGAAAACGAGAAUAACUCCCAAGAAAUCAAAGAUAGUAUGAAUUCGGAUCAAAAUGGAACAUUAGCUGAACAAAUUGAUCUUUCUACAGUUCAAAAUGAAAAGUUUUCGAUUAGGAGAAAACGGCAACAUAAAAUACCCGUACUUGUAAAGAGAAAAGAAGAUGAGGCAGCAACAGACAAUUUAAAAAAUAUUACAAUGAAUAAUUUAGAACUCGACAAUAGCGUUGCAGUUUCAACAAAAGUUCAUGUUAGUCAAUCAGUUUUUAAAGAUCAACAGAACUGUUUUCCAAACAAAGCUUCUGAAGGUUCUGGUAAAGAUUCUGAUAAAAGAAAUGAACUGAAAAAAGAAAUAGCAGAAACUGUGUGUACUUCAAAUGUACUGAAAAUACCUAGAGCAUUGUUCACUGAAAACGAUAUUGAUUCCUUACAAAUCAUCAAAAAUACGAGAGAAGAAAAUAACGUGAAUGUCACAGACAACAUUGAAACAGAUGCCACAGAUAUUAUUAAGAGUUUUGAUAUCAUCAAUAAAAAUUCUCUGAAACAUUCACUCCCCACCACAGGGGAGAUUGAAAGAAAAUAUGAAAGUACAAUAAACCAACCAAUACAAACAUCUUCAGACGAAUCAUCGCUCGUAGAAAAGCCUUUUGUAAAGCUUGCCGAAGAUGCAGAAUCUAUUAUUUUACCAAAGGUUGUUAAGAAAAGAGGAAGACCUAGAAAAAAAAACCUGGAGAGUUCAAUUCUGGACGUAAGUAUAGAGUCAGUUGGAAUUCUAAAUAAGACUGAUUGUAAUACUGCACCAAAAAAAGAAAAACAUGUUGGUAGCUUUAUUGAUAUUGAAAAAAGCAAUGGAAAAAAUAUUGACAAGUCAGUUGGUCAGUCAACAUCAGAUUUUUCAUUUACUGUGAAACAUUCUCCAACUCCUCUGAAGAAAAGAGGACGACCUAAGAAAAGUAUUUUACGAGAAGAAGAAAAGAAAAAAUCAAUCACUUUCACAACGGAUAAUGACAAAACUGGGAGGGCACUUUCAGAAGUUAAGAGGGAAGAAACAGAACAGCUAAAUGCAACUCCGUUUGCUGAUAAUUGGAAAGCUGAGGUUUCAGCCUUUAUUUCAGAUGAAAAUGCUGAUUGCCCUUUGAGCAUUGUGAAAAAAAAGGGCAGACCGAAAAAACAAUCAUUUGAUGAGAAAAACAACAUGAAACUGGAAUGCAUUCAAGUGGAUGGUGAAAAGAAGAUGGAAAAUCUAGAAGCUGGUGAGGCCAUCUUGAACACAGGAAUGAAACUAGGAAGUGAAGAAAUGUUUGACAAUGUACAAUUAGAUUCAUUGGCAAAUGUUAAUGCUGAAUCUACUUUCACAAAUGGUUCUACCAAGAUUCCCAAGAAACGCGGGAGGCAAAAAAAAAAAGUCAAAAGUGAUCAUAUAAUAUCAGAACCUGUUUUAACACAUCCUAUGGAAGAAUCCAUGAGAGGCAGGAAGCGCAAAAGGGUAGAUUACCUUGAAUUGGAAGACAGGGGAGUGAACAUUCUAAAAAGAGGACAAUCACAAGAACCCCAGAAGAAUAGUUCUUUCGAUAAUGAUGAUAAUUUUAUUCCUACAAAAAAAACUUCUGGGAAGAAAAAAUCAAAAGUGUCAGAUUCUCUGAUAGAAAUAGACAGGAGAGGCGAAGAAAUACCACUGAAAAAUGAAGCUGAGAAUAAUAUAAUUAAAUCUGAAGAUACCACAGUUGGUACUGUAAAUGCAGAUGUUGAUACUGUAAAUGCAGAUGUUGAUACCAACUCUAUAAUCAUACCUAUGGACCCAUCAUCUGUCAUUCCAGAAAACGAACAAACAGAUAGGCAAAGUAAUGAAGAUGUCACUGAGAACAGCAAUGUUACCGUUAAAAAUAAAUACACAUUUAAUGGGCACACCAGCUAUAUGAUGAAUUCAGUAUUUUCAGCAGCUUUUGGUGGUGAUUCGUCUCCAAGUACAAGUUCUCAGGAUUCCACAAAGAAAAAAAGAAAGGGUCGCCCUAAAAAAGACGCUGUGAAUACAUUCAGUGAUGAAGUUGAAGUCACUUGUGUUAUUUGUUCAGAAAUAAUGCCAAAUAGAGAAUGGUUUUUACAUAAUGUAACAAAACAUAAUAACUUAGCCUGGCGCAAAGGAGAAUCUGCACUGAAUUUAGAUGAAGACUCGGUUGUCAAAAAUAAACUGAAAAUUAUACUACCAAAAAAUAAAAUUUUGACCUGCCAAAAGUGUGAACAAUCGUACAAAGAUGUGAAUGGUUUUAUAAUUCACAGAGAAGAAUGUGAAGGCAUUCUUGUUAAUGGUUUGGUAACAUGUGCUGUCUGCAACUUGCAAGUGGAGCGCAAAAAUUGGUUAAAUCACAAGAUGAAACGUCACAACAAUCUCGCUUGGAGAGUGGGAGACUUUCCACUGGAUCUAAACGACAAAGAAUAUGUUUUAUCCGUUCUAAAUAACAUGUACAAAAUGAAGAAGCCUUUGUUCUGCGACAGAUGUGAGACGGUCAAGAAAUCUGUCAUUGGUUUUUUAUCGCAUCGAUCCCAAUGUGGUGACCAUGAAGCAAAAGUUGCUUGUGACAUAUGCAGAAAAAUGGUUUUGCCCGUCAGCAUGCCAAGUCAUAUAAAACUCUAUCAUGAAAAAGCUAAGGAGAGUCCAAACCAAUCCAAUUAUUUCAGUGUGGAUUACAAAAUUAGCGACCACAAGAGGAAAGCUGCUAAAGAUGCUUUGCUGAUCAUUGAUUCCUUGACCAAAAGAACAAUGAAUAUGGACGAAUCACAAACAGUGGCAUACAAAAAGAAUCCCGUGGACUUCAAAGAGGAACAGUUUGUGAUUGCUCUUUUAGAAAGUGAAUUGAAAAAAUGCCUGACAAUAAAGUGCAAAUUUCAAAAUUGUAUUUUCUGGACUGAUAAUGUGGAUACAAUUGUAGACCACAUGAAUUCUUGUUCGAAUAAACCGGAGGAGUUUUAUAUUUGCACGGAAUGUUUUGUGAUACAAUUGUCGGAGGAAGAUAUUAGAAGUCAUAUAACAGAUAGUCAUGACUUAUUUUUACCCAUCGAGGACUGUGAAAUGGAAACAGAUUCCUUAUCAGGAGAAUAUCAUGAAAACGAACAAACAACUAAGAAAAUCAAGAGAAAAAAUGAUACAUCGAAGUUACUCAAAGAUAGUAGUUUCAAAGUGAAACCCUCAUUUAUCUGUAAUAUUCCAAAGAAAAAAAGAACGUUAUAUGCCAAAGCAUUCAGUACUACCUGGGAGUUUUGUUCAAAAUAUUAUAGUGAGCCAACACUUUUUGAUAAUUUCUGUUACUCUAAUUUGCGGUGGGAGCUUCUUCCUGAAGAGUUGGUGGAGACAUAUCUACCAGAGGAUGAAGAAUCUUGUGAUGUUGCCAGAAAAAGUGUUAGUGGAUUCGAAAACAUACUAGAACAAGAAACCGAAUUCAGAAAAUUUGACUUAUUUGAAGUAGUUCGUGAAGAUGUUCAUACUACUAUAUACUGUGGUGGACCAAUUAAUGCGUUGGCCUGGCUACCUACUCCUUACACUGCUAGAAAUGCCAAUCAAAUAUUAGCUGUGGCAGCGGGCAAAAAUUUCGAUGGGAAAUACAGUGUAAAACGCAACUACAAUGAACCGUCUGUGAUACAGUUCUGGGACUUUGGACUCUUAGCCAAUAAAGGACCAUACCCUGAACCAAGCCUGCUGUUUUUUCUAGCCGUUGACUAUGGUCCGAUAUGGUAUCUGGAAUGGUGCCCUUCUGGAUGUUAUGAUCAGACAGAAUCUGAAGUGGGCAGAACAGGUUUAUUGGCUGUAGCUGGGUCUGAUUUUUGUGUAUAUAUUUAUCUCAUCCCAAAGGUAACAGAGGAACAAAGGGAAUUAGUCUAUAGAGGGAAGCCAUUGUUGAGGUUGCAGAUAAUGCGCGAUUUGAGUGAGGUGGAUGACCCUUUUUAUCCUACUAGAAUAUCUUGGAGCAAAGCUUCAGGGCACAGACACGUCGCAGUAGGUUAUACGGAUGGUAUGGUCGCAUUAUACGAUUUGCAAACUACAUCACCGUUUUUGAGGCUAAGACUUGAUGAAGAUACAGAUGUGAUAUAUCCUUGUAAGAUAAUCCAAGCACACAGCCAUUACAUCUCAGUUCUUUCCUUGAUUCAUUUGGACGGCGGCACCAAAUAUUUACUGACUGGUUCAUUCGAUAGAUCUGUGAAGUUGUGGGAUUUGCCAAUAACUCAUGCGAUAACCACAAACGUCAAGAAAAUAGUAACUGAUGGUCAUUGGCUAACGAACUGGGUAUCUUAUGUGAUCACAAGCGAUGAAAGUAGCUCAGUUAACAAUUUGGCGCAUGCUACAAUUUAUCCCCAUCGAAACUACUUAUCAUCUCCAACCAUAAUUGGUUCCUCCCCAACAACAAUCACCAGUAUUACGUCCAGUGAUUGGUUAAAUGGCUUUGUUCACAGUAGUUCAGGUGGAGAAAUUGUGGCCAAUUUCCAACACCAGUUGUUAUACUGUUAUGAUUCCGUGAAGCAAAAGUACUUGAAUAAAUAUAUUAUUAGUUAUACCAAAUUAGUAGACAAACAUAAAUCCCCAGAAGUUGGGGCACUUGAGUAUGCCAAUAAGAGAAAGAUUCUCAAAGGAGUAACCAGAACUGAAGAUGAUUUACUUAAAACCAUGGAAAAUGUUCCUAGCUAUCAAUAUCCUGAGCCUCUAACCUAUGGAGGGGCAAAGCAUAAAUAUGGAUUAGUUUUUUGUGAUUUGAAAUUGAAUAGUUUCAAUGACUUUCCAGAGUCUCUUCAGAAGAAAUUCACUGGUCACCAUGAAGACCUAGAAGUAUCGAAUCCCACUUUAUAUUCCCUACAAAAGGCCAACAAAGUUUGUUACAAUCCUAAUUGCCAAGCAAGUUUAUAUUUCGCUACAGGUUAUCAGGCUGGAUUCGUCAGAGUGAGCUAUUUGAAGUUUUUGGAAAACGAUCCUCAGGUCAAACAGUCGAUGAAAUAAUUUUUGGAACAAUUUUUUAAUUGAAUAGAACUGUCCGAUACUUGAUGA
Leptinotarsa decemlineata (Colorado potato beetle) is the source of this 7205-nucleotide messenger RNA. RefSeq lists its product as uncharacterized. Gene Ontology annotation, cellular component: transcription factor TFIIIC complex. Gene Ontology annotation, biological process: transcription by RNA polymerase III. NCBI's taxonomy places the organism in Eukaryota, Metazoa, Arthropoda, Insecta, Coleoptera, Chrysomelidae. The record is from RefSeq and is a predicted model, not a curated record. Gene Ontology annotation, molecular function: protein binding.